This is a messenger RNA of Paramisgurnus dabryanus, 3270 nucleotides long. RefSeq lists its product as uncharacterized. NCBI's taxonomy places the organism in Eukaryota, Metazoa, Chordata, Actinopteri, Cypriniformes, Cobitidae. The record is from RefSeq and is a predicted model, not a curated record. Gene Ontology annotation, biological process: regulation of transcription by RNA polymerase II. Gene Ontology annotation, cellular component: nucleus. Gene Ontology annotation, molecular function: RNA polymerase II cis-regulatory region sequence-specific DNA binding; DNA-binding transcription factor activity, RNA polymerase II-specific.
GCACAGUAGGUGGCGAUCGCCUUACAGAAGAAGAAGAACAUGGACGGUCCGCAGCGAGCAGAGCAGGAAGAUAAAUUCACACAUGCAUUGUUUAUUUUAGAUACAAUGGAAGUAAAAGAGGAACCCCAGGAACUGAUUGAAGUGGAUGAGAGACAACAGGAACCUCAUGAUGUCAUCACUGAAGAAAAGUAUUCUGAUUGUUUACAAGCAUCAACUAAGAAAAGAGGAACCAAAAAUUCAAUUUCCCAUCCAGGUGAUAAAAAAGGACGUCAUAAUGAUGACACGAGCGUUAAAAAUAAAGAGAAGUUUCAUACGUGCCAGCAGUGUGGAAAAGAUUUUAGACAUUCAAGUAACCUUUAUGUACAUUUGAAAAUUCACACUGGAGAGAAGAUUUAUCAUUGUCAUCUGUGUGAAAGGACUUUUACACGUAAAGAAACCCUUGAGUCUCACGUAAGAACUCACACUGGAGAGAAACCUUACACCUGUCCUCAAUGUGAUAAGAGUUUUAGAGAAAAAAGACAGCUUAAGAAUCACAUAAGACAUCACACUGGAGAGAAACCUUACAUUUGCCCUCAGUGUGAAAAGGGGUUUUCACGAAAAGCAUCACUGGAAGAUCACUUGAGACUUCAUUUAGGAGAGAAACCUUUCAAGUGUCUUCAGUGUGGAAAGAGUUACACAAAAGCAUCAAACCUCAAAGUUCACCAACAAUAUCACACUAAAGAAAGAUUAUUCAACUGUGAUGAGUGUGGGAAAAAAUUUGUUUCGCAAUUUUUCUUGAAAAAACACCAGAAACUUCAUGCCAGUGAAAGAACUUACUUGUGUUCAGUUUGUGGAAAGAGUUUUCCACUGAUUGAAUAUUUGAAAAAGCACCAAAGGAUCCAUACCGGAGAAAAACCAUACGAAUGUUUACAAUGUGGAAAGAGAUUCAACCGUUCGUAUAACUGGAAGAAUCAUCAGAGAGUUCAUACUGGAGAAAAACCAUACAUGUGUUCACAUUGUGGAAUGAAGUUCACUCAUUUACAUAACUGGAAAAGACAUGAGCAAAAUCAUACUGGAAAGAAAAAAUGUCAUUGCCCUCAAUGUGGAAAAAGUUUCACCUUUUUAAGUGCUCUAACAAGACAUACAGAUUCAUGUGAGAGAAAACAGUCACAAACCACAUCCUCAGAUUCAUAACUUUGUUCUGUGGCAGCGACCGUAGCUUCUUCUUGAGAUGUAGAAUUGAGGUUUGCUGCAAUUCACAACCUCACAAUAGAUAACGCUGAAACACAUUACAUAUUUAAGUGAACAGCAGACUGCAUUCUGCAACUGUUUAAUUUAAUCAUGCAAUCACAGAUGUAGUUGACUUCCUUUCUUCAGAUGAACACAAACUAAUUUAGUGGCAAUAUUCCAUCCUUUUGGAUGUUAAAACUUCAUUUUAAAAGCAAAUAAAACCUCUCUAGUGGAUUAAUAAAGUUAAAGCUAUGGUCUACGAUUUCAAAGAUUGUUCAUUAUUAAUAACCUUGUUUAGAUGCUGGUUAUGGUUCUACAGUAAAAUCCUAACAAUAUGAAGAGAAAAAAGAAUGAAAAAAAUCCAUUCACUCUAUUCGGCCGGACAGCUUACAUUGGUCGACUGCUCUCAUCCAAUCCCCGCUCCACUUGAAACUCCACCUUGCGCUCGCAUCUCCACCCCACCCCGCCUGCGACAUGAAAUUUCUGACAGUGUAUGGUAGCUAGCAAAGUAGCAACAGCUCACAAAUGGAGAAAAAACAAACCGACAGCAGCAAGUGGCCCCUGCUUGGAAGAAUGAGAAAGUCUGUAGAAGAAAGAGCAGAGAUAUAAACGGAGACUCAAAGGCCAGACUCAAAGUUGAAUUAAUAUAGGGUUCGCCAUUGACCGUUGGAGGAAGCUUCAGGGAGAUAUGGGACUGAAAACCGACGCUGACACGGCGGACUUUUUGUUGAGCAGAUGACAAUGGAAGUAAAAGAAGAACCUCAUGAUGUCAUCACUGGAGAAAAAUCUUCUGAUUGUUUACAAACAUCAACUAAUAAAAGAGAAAGCAAACAUUCAGUCGGUUCCCAUCAGAAUAAAAACAGUUCCACAGAUAUAGGACACUACAACAAAAACAAUAAAGAGAGACGUCACACGUGUCAGCAGUGUGGAAAGGGUUUUAUGCAUAAAGGUAAGCUUAAGAAACAUUUAAGAAUACACACCGGAGAGAGGCCGUACAAAUGCACUCAGUGUGAAAAGAGUUUUACGCAGAAAGGGAGCCUUGACUUUCAUUUAAGGAUUCACACUGGAGAGAGACCUUACACCUGUCCUCAAUGUGAAAAGAGUUCAUCUUAAGAGUCACAGAUCAAUUCACACCGGAGAAAAAACCUUUCGUUUGCCCUCAUUGUGGAAUGAGUUUUAGAGAGAAAAGACAGCUUAAGGGUCACUUAACAGUUCACACCGGUGAGAAACCUUUUAUUUGCUCACAUUGUGGAAAAGGUUAUUUACGAAAAACACUCCUGGAAGAACACUUAAGAAUUCAUUCAGUAGAGAAACCUUUUACGCGUCCUCACUGUGGAAAGCGUUUCACAACAGCAUCAAAUCUCAAAGUUCACCAGCGCACUCAUUCUGAAGAAAAAUCAUUCAGUGAUAAUAAGUGUGGAAAAGUAUUUGUUUCAGAAUUGCUUCUGAAAAGACCCCAGAGAAUCCAUCCCCUUUAUGUCGUGUUCACUAUGAGCCAAGUGGCUACGAUAAGAUUGACAUCAAAUACACUAUUUUCCAUCUGUGCUCGGGUUCUUCUUCUGAACUGUCCAAGUGAUCAUCCUCCGGUAUAUCAUCCAGGUAUUCCUGUCCUGCAUUAUUCCUAACAGCAAGUCACUUAGUUCCUCUGUUUUGUCUUUAUUUGGUGGUCUUGGUCCACCACCAGUAGUAAAUCGCUGUAUUCUGAUCUUUGUCUUUUUUACGUCAUCUUAAUGUUCUUUCACGUUGUAUACUCAGGGAAUUAUUAAUUAUUCAUGUUUUAUAUAACAUUAUAAAUGUUACAAAUAUAUGAUUGUGACCCUGCCUGUGAAAGCCAAGCUUGUCAAAAAUAGUUUUCCACAUAAAAUCAUCCUACAUAUUGUCAAGAACAUUGUGUGAAAAUCUAAUCUUUAUAUCUGUGAUAUUGACUGAGAAAGAUCAUGUGAAAGAUUGAAAUGAUAGUAAAUGGGUCAAAUCAAACUUUGAUGUUUGUUAUCACCGGAUGUCGUCGACAGUGGCACAUAUGGAAAUUAUGCAAUAAUAAAGACAUCUCACCUGGUUUUA